AUGUCUGAUUCGCUGGCCACGCUCUUUGCACAGCCCUCCAGGAUCGACAACAAGGAGCUGGUUGCUCGCAAACGGACUCUGGUUGAGCUCCCAAAGACUGAAGAGGAGGAACGGGCGCUGGAGGCAGGACAACAGCCGAAUAAAAGAGCAAAAAGAGCUGCAGAUUUUGCUAAGUCUCGCAAAGAGGAGUCUUCAGCCACUACUCCGACCCCCAAAUAUGAUCCUGCCGCUGAGAAGGAGAAGAAUAAGCGCACGAUUUUUAUUGGAAAUUUACCUACAGCCAUCAUGGCUUCCAAAAAAGCUACCAAGGAACUGAAGGCUCUUUUCAAGCCUUUUGGCAAGAUCGAGUCCAUGAGAUUCAGAUCUUUUGCAGUCCAGUCCAAUCUUCCUCGAAAAGCUGCCUACAUUUUGCAUAACGUGAAAGACGACGAUACCACCAACUGCUACAUGGUGUUUGAAAAAGAGGAAGAUUCGUUUAAGGCUGUGGAGUUGAACGGAACCGUGUUCAUGGAUCACCAUCUAAGAGUUGACCAUGUUGCCCGGCCCUUGAAGCAUGAUAACAAACUCUCUGUUUUUGUUGGAAAUCUUGAUUUUGAGGAGACAGAGGAAUCCUUGUGGAGAUUCUUCAACGAGACGUGUUCGCCAGAUAAGUCGAAUGUCAUUGCUAAUGUGCGGCUAGUUAGAGAUUCCAAGACCAACUAUGGGAAAGGGUUUGCGAUUGUACAAUUCACAGAUACAAACUAUGUUUCUAAAGCAUUGUUACAAAACAAAAAAGAGCUCACAACAUCGAAGAAACCUAGAGAGCUUCGCAUCACGCGCUGCAGGAACCAGGCUGUGGCUCCAGUAAAGGACAGAAAACUCGGAUCGGCUGUGAAAGCCGGCAAAGUGGUCCUGGAAGGUGAGAGAGCCAAAAAGGGUACUCGUGUCAAGGGUAUCAAGAGCGGUGGUCACGCAGGCGGUAAAAAGAAGCCAAGAAACCCUGAGGGAAGAGCUGCAAGAAGGAGUAAGGAGUUCAGGAAAAAGCUGGGCGCUGAAUGA
Messenger RNA from Ogataea angusta, 1038 nucleotides. RefSeq lists its product as uncharacterized. The coding region runs from base 1 to 1038 and encodes 345 amino acids. Gene Ontology annotation, molecular function: RNA binding. NCBI's taxonomy places the organism in Eukaryota, Fungi, Ascomycota, Pichiomycetes, Pichiales, Pichiaceae. The record is from RefSeq and is a predicted model, not a curated record. The transcript has a single exon.